AUGGUAACGAGGCGAUGCACUCACCUGCCGCGUGUCCCCCGUCUGCCGGGAGGACGCCUGUGUGUUUGUCUGCCAGACUUGAGGGUGGGAGUCCUGGCGUCUCCGCCGCGUCCCCCCGCCAGGCAGGACACUCAUAAUGGGUACAAGGACUCUGGUGAGCAGGGUCAGCAGGGUGAGCAGGGUGAGCAGGGUCAGCAGGGUGAGCAGGGUGAGCAGGGUGAGCAGGGUCAGCAGGGUGAGCAGGGUGAGCAGGGUCAGCAGGGUGAGCAGGGUCAGCAAGGUGAGCAGGGUCAGCAGGGUCAGCAGGGUGAGCAGGGUGAGCAGACGAACUGUAACCAGAUCUGCGGGCCGGAGUACUCGGCGGAGACGAAGCGCUCGAUGUCCCAGAUCAGCGAGAAGGAGACGUCCUUCGAGCUGGUGGAGGCGCUGCUGAGGUACAUCGAGACGCUGCAGGUGGCCGGCGCCGUGCUCGUCUUCCUGCCCGGCUGGAACCUCAUCUGCUCCAUGCAGAGACACCUGGAGACCAACCCGCACUUUGGAAGUAGCCGGUACCGGAUCCUGCCGCUCCACUCCCAGAUCCCCCGAGAGGAGCAGAGGAGGGUGUUUGAACCGGUCCCCGACAACAUCAGGAAGGUGAUUCUCUCCACCAACAUCGCAGAGACGAGCAUCACCAUCAACGACGUCGUCUACGUCAUCGACUCCUGCAAGUGAGUCAGUCAGACUCGGUUUAAAGAUCCAACUCUGCACACAUGAACAUGUAGAGG
Molecule: messenger RNA, 764 nt
Organism: Etheostoma cragini (Arkansas darter)
Lineage: Eukaryota; Metazoa; Chordata; Actinopteri; Perciformes; Percidae
Product: ATP-dependent RNA helicase A protein-like
Exons: 6
Coding region: 1-711 (236 amino acids)
Biological process (GO): regulation of mRNA processing; positive regulation of transcription by RNA polymerase II
Cellular component (GO): ribonucleoprotein complex; nucleolus; intracellular anatomical structure
Molecular function (GO): 3'-5' DNA helicase activity; RNA binding
Source: RefSeq, a predicted model, not a curated record